AUGCCAGAAGGGUACUUGUCAACUCCGGAUAAAGAAAGGAUCGUCGAGGGAAGGAAGGAAGGAAUGCCAAGGCAAGACGUUGCUCGCCUCUUAGGAUGUACGCCCAAAACAGUUUCUCUUGUUAUGGCAAAAAUGAAUGCAUCUGGAAAUGUGGACAGAUGUAGGAAAAAGGGACGACCGAGGUUUACAACAAAGAAUGAAGACCGAUUCCUUACGGGAGCUUUCAAGAAGGAUCCGAAUUUGACGUUGAACAGCCAUUCAUGGAGCCAUUCUUUUCAAGCAAAUUCAAACAAGAAUAUUUCCCGCUUGCACCUUGCAUCGACGCUUGCUUCAAGCAGCAUUGUAUAC
This is a messenger RNA of Mesorhabditis belari, 348 nucleotides long. The record is from the annotation of a GenBank genome assembly. Lineage: Eukaryota; Metazoa; Nematoda; Chromadorea; Rhabditida; Rhabditidae.